Messenger RNA from Hemibagrus wyckioides, 1923 nucleotides. RefSeq names its product MOB kinase activator 1Bb (gene mob1bb). Gene Ontology annotation, cellular component: nucleus; cytoplasm. The coding region runs from base 187 to 837 and encodes 216 amino acids. Gene Ontology annotation, molecular function: protein kinase activator activity. Gene Ontology annotation, biological process: positive regulation of protein phosphorylation; hippo signaling. NCBI's taxonomy places the organism in Eukaryota, Metazoa, Chordata, Actinopteri, Siluriformes, Bagridae. The transcript has 6 exons. The record is from RefSeq and is a predicted model, not a curated record.
GAAGCUGAUCUAGCUGGGUCGCUGCACUCUAAUUUGUGUGAGAGUGUGUGUGUGAGAGCACGUGAGAGUGUGUGAGAGUGUGCGAGAGUGCGUGAAAGUGUGUGUGAGAGCGCGUGUGUGAGAGAUCUGACUGCGCACACGGAACACAGCUGUGUCUCUCUCCGAGCCGAACAUCAGCACACGAGGAUGAGUUUCUUAUUUGGAAAUCGCUCAUCCAGGACAUUCAAGCCCAAGAAGAACAUUCCGGAAGGUUCCCACCAGUAUGAGCUGCUGAAACAUGCCGAGGCGACACUGGGCAGUGGGAACCUGCGCAUGGCCGUCAUGUUGCCAGAUGGAGAAGAUCUGAAUGAAUGGGUUGCAGUGAAUACUGUGGACUUCUUUAACCAGAUCAACAUGUUGUAUGGGACUAUCACAGACUUUUGCUCUGAGAACAGCUGUCCAGUUAUGUCAGCAGGACCCAAAUAUGAAUAUCACUGGGCUGAUGGUACAAACAUCAAAAAGCCAAUCAAAUGCUCAGCUCCUAAAUAUAUUGACUACCUAAUGACCUGGGUGCAGGAUCAGCUUGAUGAUGAAACUCUCUUCCCAUCCAAAAUUGGUGUCCCCUUUCCCAAGAACUUCAUGUCUGUAGCCAAGACCAUUUUGAAGCGUCUCUUUCGUGUAUAUGCUCACAUUUACCACCAACACUUUGACUCAGUCAUGCAGCUGCAGGAGGAGGCACACCUCAACACAUCCUUUAAACACUUCAUCUUUUUUGUCCAGGAGUUUAACCUAAUUGACCGCAAGGAACUUGCACCACUUCAAGAGCUGAUUGACAAACUGACAACCAAAGACAGAUAGAUGGUUACUGAUCUCCAUCUUGUCUUUUUCUGCCUCUCUGGGUUGCUUUUGUCCUCUUUACUCUGAUUUAUUCUCUAGAGCACAUGCUGAGCUAACAUUAGCUGGGCAACAGGGGAGGCCAUUCUGUAAUAACCUAAACUGGGCUAGCACAAUGCUACUGGCCGAAAAGGGAGUUAGCUAGAGUCCUUUGGUAGUCGCACAAUUUUACAGCCUUUAAUUAGAUGUUUGUUUAUUUAUAGUUUCAUCAGUAAACCAUAGUUUUCUGACCUUUUUAAACCAGAAAUUGUUUAAAGGAUACAACAUAAUAGAUUACAGUGUUGCUCAUUAAUUUUUGUCCACCUCAAAACAUUAUUUUUUUCAGUUUGUUGGGACAAAUCCAACAGCAGUGAGAUGUAAUGGUGCCAGUCUAUUAAUAUCUGAUGGUUUGCUUGCGUGUUUGUUUGAGGAUGUCUGUGAGCAUGUCAAUGCAAGUGAUCGUAACAGUAAACAAAUACUGGAAAGAAUGACACUUAUAGUCUAUUUUCAUAUGCAAUUACUAUGCUGAAUGAUUCUGAUUAUUUGUUAUUAUAUUACUAUUACCUAUAUUUCAUAAUGCGAAUGUUUAUCUGGCCAGGUUUUAUCCACUUCUCUUUUUUUUAUACCUCAGAUCCUAUUACACUCCAGUGUUGUAGCUGUGUGUAGAUCGCUGUCUUUGCUAGAUUUCACUACACCACUAAUUUGUAUUGUUUAUUUUUCUUGCUAUUGUCAGAAAUAUGAAUUAAGAAUUCCUAAUUCCUGAUGUUUUGUUUAUUUUCCCAACAUUUGACUUUGUUUUUUUUUUUGGUAAUAGUUCUUUACAAAGCUUUCUCAGUUGACUAUUUAUUUAACUUAGCUUGUUCAGAGUAAUUUAAACAGAUAUUACCAUAAUAUGUGCCAACCAAUGAUUGCUGUUGAAUCAAUAUUUAAUAUUGACAAUGAGAUGGAUAUUUUUUCCUUAGAACGUAUAAUAUUAAAGGCAUUUUUAUCUAGUUCUAAUAUGUAUAAAGGUGGCUGUGGGAAAGGGUAUUUUUAAAAAAUAAAAUAAAAAUCUGUGACUGUUUAUCUACA